Messenger RNA from Punica granatum (pomegranate), 1709 nucleotides. The record is from RefSeq and is a predicted model, not a curated record. NCBI's taxonomy places the organism in Eukaryota, Viridiplantae, Streptophyta, Magnoliopsida, Myrtales, Lythraceae.
CCCUCUCCUCUACUGUUUCCUCCACCGUCCGAUUCAUCCGACUCCUCUCUCUCUCUCUCUCUCUCUCUCUCUCUCUAGAAACCAGACAGAAAGAAAAGGAGAAAACCAGUGGAGAAUCAAUGAAGUUUUAGAGGGUCAUAUUCCGUUUCUUGAUUCUCUUUUGAUCCCGUACAUAUUCUCAUGUACCCUUUUUCUUCUUCCUCCCCUUCCCCCAAAGCAAAGCAGCUCCCCUUGUUCGGAUCUCUCUAUGCUCCCCGCACCCACAUCUCUUUCCUCUUAUACCCACCAUCCUCCCCAUCUCCUUUUCCAGCACCUGAAAUCCCUACUGUGAGCCGAGCUGCUUUAGCUUUGUGGGGUAGAAGAAAAGAUGCGCGUGGAUUACACCGAGGAAAUGCAGAGUUACAUCGAGGCCCUGGAGGAGGAGAGGCGCAAGAUCCUCGUCUUCCAGCGGGAGCUCCCUCUCUGCUUAGAGCUCGUCACUCAAGCAAUUGGAGCGUGCAAGCAGCAGCUGUCUGCAACGGGUGUUGCCACUGAGUGCAAAAACAACAACGGAAACGGGCAGUCGGAGUGCUCGGAGCAGACGUCGACGGAGGGGACUCCCGUCCUCGAGGAAUUCAUUCCAGUGAAGCGACCCUCGAAGUCGGAAGAGGACGAGGAUGAGCAGCAUUCGCACAAGCCAAUGAAGAUCGACGAUGAGAGUGAUGGGAACAAGGAGAAAAGCAGCAGCGCCGACAGCAAGAAGAAGUCCGAUUGGCUUAGAUCUGCUCAGCUGUGGAAUCAGACCCCGGAUCCACCUCCCAAAGAGGAACAUCAUCAGCCUCCUAGAAAGGUUCCAGUCAUCGAGGUGACGAGGAACGGCGGAGCCUUCCAGCCUUUCCAUAGAGACCAGAAGGGCUCCGCGAAGAGCCAUCAGUCAUCGGAAAAGCCGCAUUCUCCAGCACCCACUGCCGCCACUAGUUCCACCACCGAAACUGCCACAGGUGGCAAGAGGGUGGAGAAGGAAGGGCAGAGUCAGACGCAGACGCCGACGCAGAGGAAGCAGAGGCGGUGUUGGUCUCCGGAAUUGCACCGGAGGUUCCUGCAAGCCCUUCAACAGCUCGGUGGUUCACAUGCUGCAACUCCUAAGCAAAUCAGGGAGCAGAUGAAGGUGGAUGGCCUCACUAAUGAUGAAGUUAAAAGCCAUCUGCAGAAAUUCCGGUUGCACACGAGAAGACCGAGCCCAGCAAUCCACAGCAGCAGCAGCUCGCAGCCGCCACAGUUUGUGGUGGUCGGAGGCAUAUGGGUCCCGCCACCCGAGUACACAGCCGUGGCAGCACCAGAGGCGGCCAAGGCCACCUCAGCCAAUGGGAUCUACACCCCCAUAACGGCAUCACCGCCACCAGCAGCCAAAGCCACCGAUGUGAAUUCAAAGCAGAACCCGAAGUCGGAAGGAAGAGGCAGCCACAGCAGCCACUCGAAUUCUUCCCCGUCGUCAACUUCUUCCUCCAGCCACACCACCACUGCUUCCCCUCUGUAUUGAUCGGUUAAAUUAGUCCAUGUGUGUCAUAUAGUGAUAGAGAAACUGAGAGUUGAGCCAUUUUUGUAACAAAGUCAAUUGUCAUAUUAACUCAUAAAAGUCCAUAAUCUUACGAUAUAUAGGCACAGAACAGAUCUCUCUUUGAGCUCAUUUCUUUUGGUGUUUUCUUUCAUAAAAUGACUAUCUUUUGAAA